Oncorhynchus masou masou (cherry salmon) is the source of this 4986-nucleotide messenger RNA. Its product is annotated as CMRF35-like molecule 3. The record is from RefSeq and is a predicted model, not a curated record. Gene Ontology annotation, cellular component: plasma membrane. The transcript has 6 exons. Lineage: Eukaryota; Metazoa; Chordata; Actinopteri; Salmoniformes; Salmonidae. Gene Ontology annotation, molecular function: transmembrane signaling receptor activity. Bases 155 to 1195 code for a protein of 346 amino acids.
CUAACACACACUCAGAGUGGUUCUCAUACACACUGCAGGAGCAGACCUUCCUGUACUGGGGUGGUAACUGGACAUAGAAGUAUUGAGGGGACUGGAGUAAACAGGGUGUACAGGGUCUAAAGAGACUUGAACUAGCUGGGAGCCACAAGUCAUCAUGGUUAUCCUGCUGGUCCUCACACUGAAGGUUGUCCUCCUCUUAGCUGCUGUGUGGAGUGUGUGUUCAGCAGAGUUGAUCACAGUGGAAGGAUAUGAGGGGGGCAAGGCAGAGAUCAGAUGCCCCUAUAGAGAGGAGUGGAGCCACCAGAAGUACCUCUGUAAAGGGGAUUGUCCUGUUUUUAAUAAAGACAAAGUUAUUACGACUGAGGAGGGGGAAAACAGUGCUUCUAACGGGAGAUACUCGCUGAAGGACAUCAGAGAGGAAAGUGUCUUCAUUGUGACAAUCACCAACCUGACGUUAAAUGAUGCUGGGAGAUACUGGUGUGGAGUGACCAAAUCAUUGGCAGAUGACUACACAAAAGUCAAACUUGCAGUCUCUAGAGUGACACCAACAAUAACUACCACCACAAGAAAACCUGCUACAAAAACAACAGCAUCAAAUCCAGGUUCACCAACGCUAUCAUCCUUAGCCACCUCCAUCUCAUCAUCAUCCAUCUCACCACCAUCAUCCAUCUCAACACCAUCAUCCAUCUCAUCAUCAACACAAAAUGGAUUUGAUACAUCAGUGGUCAUCAUAGUAUCUGGGACUCUGGUCAUGCUGCUAUUGGUGCUUGUGGUCAGCCUGCUCAUAGUAUAUAGAUGGAAAUUCAACAAGGAAACAGCUGACUCCUCAGCACCCAGGGUGAACACAGACACUUGGAUCAACAUAGAGGGUUGUCAUGGUGAUGGUGACUAUGAGGAAAUAAAGGACCGCCCCCUACAGUCCAGUUCAGGUAGUGAGACCACCACCAUCAACUCCACUGCCAACUUACCCACAUGCCGCUCUGACUUCCUCAACUACGCCAGUGUCAACUUCCACAAGAACCCCAGCUGCCCCAAUGAGGCCACUGUCGCCAUUGCUAAAAAAGGCACUUCUUCUGGUGACUAUGCCACUGUCAACAUAAGUCAAAACCCUGCCUACUCUACUGUCAAUCAUCCACACAGCUUCUCUGAGGCUCCUCCCAUCUACUCCACAGUGAGCAAAUCCAGAGACACCUGAGUCACUGGCAACCAAUCACAAGAAACAUGUCAUGAACUGCGUUUGCCACUAACAGCCUCUUGAACAUUGAGCUCUGUUUUUAGCUGACAACUGCAUAAUGUGCUUCAUGUCCUCACAAUGUGUUUCCCUGACUUCCCUCUUCCAUCAGAUGUGUUUCCCAGACUUCUCUCUUCCAUCAGAUGUGUUUCCCUGACUUCUCUCUUCCAUCAGAUGUCUUUCCCUGACUUCUCUCUUCCAUCAGAUGUGUUUCCCAGACUUCUCUCUUCCAUCAGAUGUUUCCCUGACUUCCCUCUUCCAUCAUAUGUGCUUCCCUGACUUCUCUCUUCCAUCAGAUGUGUUUCCCUGACUUCUCUCUUCCAUCAGAUGUCUUUCCCUGACUUCUCUCUUCCAUCAGAUGUGUUUCCCAGACUUCUCUCUUCCAUCAGAUGUUUCCCUGACUUCUCUCUUCCAUCAGAUGUGUUUCCCUGACUUCUCUCUUCCAGAUGUGUUUCCCUGACUUCUCUCUUCCAUCAGAUGUGUUUCCCAGACUUCUCUCUUCCAUCAUAUGUGUUUCCCUGACUUCUGUCUUCCAUCAGAUGUGUUUCCCUGACUUCUUUCUUCCAUCAGAUGUGUUUCCCUGACUUCUCUCUUCCAUCAGAUGUGUUUCCCUGACUUGUCUCUUCCAUCAGAUGUGUUUUCCAGACUUCUCUCUUCCAUCAGAUGUGCUUCCCUGACAUCUCUCUUCCAUCAGAUGUGUUUUCCUGACUUCUCUCUUCCAUCAGAUGUGUUUUCCCUGACUUCUCUCUUCCAUCAGAUGUGUUUCCCUGACUUCUCUCUUCCAUCAGAUGUGUUUCCCUGACUUCUCUAUUCCAGAUGUGUCCCUGACUUCUCUCUUCCAGAUGUUUCCCUGACUUCUCUCUUCCAUGAUAUGUGUUUCCCUGACUUCUCUCUUCUAGAUGUUUCCCUGACUUCUCUCUUCCAUCAGAUGUGUUUCCCUGACUUCUCUCUUCCAUCAGAUGUGUUUCCUGACUUCUCUCUCCAUCAGAUGUUUCCCUGACUUCUCUCUUCCAUCAGAUGUGCUUCCCUGACAUCUCUCUUCCAUCAGAUGUGUUUCCCUGACUUCUCUCUUCCAUCAGAUGUGUUUUCCAGACUUCUCUCUUCCAUCAGAUGUGUUUUCCAGACUUCUCUCUUCCAUCAGAUGUGUUUCCCUGACUUCUCUCUUCCAUCAGAUGUGUUUCCCUGACUUCUCUCUUCCAUCAGAUGUUUCCCUGACUUCUCUCUUCCAUCAGAUGUGUUUCCCUGACUUCUCUCUUCCAGAUGUGUCCCUGACUUCUUUCUUCCAGAUGUUUCCCUGACUUCUCUCUUCCAUGAUAUGUGUUUCCCUGACUUCUCUCUUCCAGAUGUUUCCCUGACUUCUCUCUUCCAUCAGAUGUGUUUUCCUGACUUCUCUCUUCCAGAUGUGUUUCCCUGACUUCUCUCUUCCAUCAGAUGUGUUUCCCUGACUUCUCUCUUCCAUCAGAUGUGCUUCCCUGUUGUCUCUCUUCAACUUGUCUUCAUGUCAUUUAAUUGCAUGUUAAUAUCUGCAGAUAAAUAUUGUCUCACUAUUUGUCAAGCACUUAAAAAGGCAUCACACCUUUUGACCAAGGCAUUAUAACUGUCUAUUAACUGUUUUUUUACACAUUUGUAAAUGAUUAAAUAAGCAUUAAUGAUGUCAUGAUAAACUCCUGAUAAAGGGUGCCUUUAAAAACACCCCUUUUAGCUUGGCCUUUAACCAGUGAUAGUUUUGGACGUCCUCUGAAUUUUAUGUUCUUUAAUUUAUCCUUUUUACUGCUUCCUGUUUGUGUCAAGAUUUUCGUUAUGGGAAGGAGGAGCGGACCAAAAUGCAGCGUGUUUGUGAUUCAUUUUAUUUAAAUCGAGAGACGAGAGACUAUACAUGAAUAAAAUAACAAACAUGCGAAAACCUAAACAGCCCUAUCUGGUGCAAAACACAGAGACAGGAACAAUCACCCACAAACACACAGUGAAACCCAGGCUACCUAAAUAUGGUUCCCAAUCAGAGACAAUGACUAACACCUGCCCCUGAUUGAGAACCAUAUCAGGCCAAACACAGAAAUAGACAAACAAGACAUCCAACAUAGAAUGCCCACUCAGAUCACACCCUGACCAACCAAAACAUAGAAACAUACAAAGUAAACUAUGGCCAGGGCGUGACAGUUUGCUUCUACUUUUUCAUUUGAUUGUUUUAUUGUGAAUUGUGUUGCAAUUGUAAAUGCAAUUUAAAUUAAAGGGGAAGUGCAGUUAAAAACUUGACUUCCCUGUUUUUUUAUGAUAGUGGAAAUAACACUAGGAAAUUGUGAAAUUUAUGAUAAUUACCUUUCUGUGUGAGAGCUGUUUUAAAAGAAUGCCUGGAAUUUCAGCAUGUUCAUGAAGCCACAAUCUGAUCUGAUUAUAAGGGACCAAUGACGGGUCAUCUAGGUAAGUGGGUGGGCUCUAGGCCAUCCUAUCAGCCAAUCAGGGCUGUGUUUGUUUCCUUACGCCCACAUGAUCAAUGGCCAAAAGAGGCUCAGGGAAAUACAUUAUAAAAAAAUAUACAUUUGACUUAUUUUUAUCAAAUAAACACACACAGUAACUAUAUAAAAAUUACAUUGAAAUAACUGCAUGGGGGCUUUAAGUUUGAUUUGAUAUUUUCACAUACAGUAUGUUACAGUUGGUACAAAACAGAGCAGCACAUAUUGCACUUAGAUGUACACAGAGGGCAAAUGUCAAUGACAUGCAUGUCAGUUUCUCCUGACUCAAUGUUGAGGAAACAUUGACUGCAUCACUAUUGGUCUUUGUGCGAGAUGUUGAUGUGUUGAAGCUACCGAACUGUCUGUUUAGGCAGUUGGUUCACAGUUCGGACACUGAUUGGUACCAGACAAGACAACCAGAGGUCUCUUCACAGUCCCCAGGGCCAGAACAGAGGCUGGGAAACACAGUAUUAAAUAGAGCCAUGACUACAUGGAACUCUCUGCCACCCCAGGUAACUCAAGCUAACAGAUAAAAUACCACCUUAUUGCAGGAUGGAGACUGUGAAGAGACACAGACAUGUUUAUGCAUGUUGUAUUGUUUUCUGCAUUGUAUUAUGUGUUGUAUUAUGUAUGUGAUAUGUGGUUAGGAUAUGACUUUGAUAUGUGGUUGUCUCGUCUGGCUGUCUUAAGAUGAAUCCACUGGCUGUGGGUCUCUGUGGAUGGGAGCGUCUGCUGAAUGGCUCAAUUGCAAUGUAAAUGUAGUGCUGUAUAUUUCUGUAUAUUAUGUACUUUAUUUGUUAUUUUGUUUCCUGUUUGGUCCCCAUUGUGAUUUUCUUCAGUACAUAUGUGCAAAUUAUUUAUUUUAGAAGGAGCCAGCAAAACUAGUGCACUCCUUGUGCUCUAGGUCAUUGGACACCAUUAGACAUGCACAUGGUUAUUCUUGUAACUGUUAUGGCCAACUAUGGUUACACCUCUUGGGUCUUUUCCAGAACAGGGGUUCACCUUUGAGAGGAUUCAGCAGGAUGUCAUGUAUUAGUUUAUCCUGUAGAGUGCUAAGGUCUGUUGCUUUGGUCCUACAUGCAUGAAAAUAGUUUUGUGACUCUACAGGUUGCAUGUCCUAAUUUGAAGACAAUAUGAUAAUGGUGGCUAAAUGCCAGAGGUGAUAUGCCAUUAAGAGGAGUUACUAUGAGAAUGAUGUAAGAAGGACAAAUGUAUAAGUAUUCUGUGCCAAGGCUGGAAGGCAGUUGUUUUCAUGAUUCCAGCUCGGCUUUUAUUAUGAAGUAAUAAAAAGUCUAUUUGAACUCA